This is a messenger RNA of Microbotryum saponariae, 1401 nucleotides long. NCBI's taxonomy places the organism in Eukaryota, Fungi, Basidiomycota, Microbotryomycetes, Microbotryales, Microbotryaceae. The record is from the annotation of a GenBank genome assembly.
AUGAUGCCCAAUGUGAGUCGGAGAUGCACGAGCGUUCGUUCGGUGUACUGGCAGAGAAGCGGGCGCGUGCAGGCCGCUGGUCCGGGAGCCCGGCGGGUCCCCUCCCUCCCGACUCGUCGGGCCUGCUGCUCCCUCCGAGUCCAGUUUGCGCAGUCGACCGACCACUCCACGUGCUCCGCCUCGACCCAGUCACGAGCACUCAGCUGCAUCGCUCCUUCUGGUCUCUUUAUUUGAGCUAUGGCAUCAUAUUCAUGAUCAGGCUGUACUCCUUUUACAUUGCAGUCUCGCAGAUCGCCAUUCGCUUUGCUGCGCAAGUCAAGUCGCUUCGGUCGAAGCGUCUCUCCUCGCGAAACGGCCUUUACCGACAUGAGCGUAUUCGACCCCGUACUUGAUCAUCGUAACACCGGCAAUGGCUCCGUCUCCCCAUCGACAGGACGUCCCACGGCUUCCGUCAAGAUGGGCUGGUGCUCAAACUCGUUGACCGGUGAGACUUCACCCGUGGCGAACGAGUCGACCAGUUUGAAGUCCCGGUCCUCUACCAGUGGAGCGAGCAUCACCAGCAACAAUCACAACGCGUCGUUUGGUCUCGAAGGCUUGGCAAUUGUUGCGGACGACAAGGUGCUCCUUUCGCUCCCCUCACCCGCCGAGGUGUCGCCAGAUUCUAGGCGACUUCCCCUUCGCCCUACGAAGCAAAUCGCUCGUAAGCCAGUACCUUCUGCUUCUGCGUCGGUCGAACCUGCCGUGAAGCCAGCGAAGGUAUUCAAAGCAUAUUCACCAAUGACCCAAGAUGACACGACUUGCGAUGAAGCUGCCGCCAAAAUUGACAUCGUUGAUUCUUACCCCGUCUUCCGAGACUCGGGGAGCGUGUUCGGACCUCGUUAUUCGACCGAACCCCGCAACUCGUCAUUAUCGACAGCUUCCGACACACCCGCAUUGUCCGAUGGGUCCUCGUCGCGCAACUCUUCCUUCUCGUCGACGACAUCCGAACAAUCCGAGCCUCGGCCUUCGUCCGCCUCCUCAAUGACCUACAUCACCGGAGCCCCACGAGCUUCCAAACGCCUCUCAGGAAGCUUCAACACGCUCAACGGCAUCUUCAUCGUCGCCUCCCCGCACCGCCCCACAAGUCGAUCCCCGAACCGAUGCCUCUCAAAAUCCUGCGACGUCGAGGCGUUCCAACUUCCUUAUUUACCAACACUCUUCCCAGAGUCCCCCUCUUCCUAUUCCUCGGCGGACCUCGCCGAGCCAACGACGAAAGGAUCUAUGCUCGCCCCUCGUACACUCGACGAGCUCGGUCCCGAGGUAGAUCCUAUCACGGUUAAGGUCACCCCGAAACGAAGGGCAAGCUUCGAUUCGAACGCGAUUCGUAUCAGUUGCUACGAUCGCGUCUUUUAUGUGCAUUGA